This is a messenger RNA of Asterias rubens (European starfish), 1924 nucleotides long. RefSeq names its product major facilitator superfamily domain-containing protein 3-like. Gene Ontology annotation, biological process: transmembrane transport. The transcript has 6 exons. Gene Ontology annotation, cellular component: membrane. NCBI's taxonomy places the organism in Eukaryota, Metazoa, Echinodermata, Asteroidea, Forcipulatida, Asteriidae. The record is from RefSeq and is a predicted model, not a curated record. The coding region runs from base 194 to 1510 and encodes 438 amino acids. Gene Ontology annotation, molecular function: transmembrane transporter activity.
AACAGUUAGUUAGUACAAAAAAUAAAUGCAAAUGUCAAUUUGUCAAAAUGUUUACAAAAUUACAAUGAAUUAGUAGCCAUUGAAUCAUUGGAUGGCACUGGAAUUAUACAGGAACUGGAUCUAAAUGGUCGGGAUAAUCAUGACCCUCGAUCACAAACUUCAGCAGCAAAGCUAUGAUUGAAAGAAGCCGAGGAUGACUGGUUUUCAUCUUUACCGCUUUGUCAACAGUAAGAUUCUGUGCCUUCUACUCUUGUACUUUGUCCAAGGAAUUCCUUAUGGCUUCCAGGCUGGAUUCUUGCCGAUCUUUCUCCGGUCUCAAGGCACAUCUCUAACCAGCGUUGGUUUCUUCAAGAUCCUCCUGCUACCCUGGAUGCUGAAGGUUCUCUGGGCUCCUCUCCUAGAAUGCUACACCUCUCGACGAACCGGUUUAAUCUGCAGCCUCGUUGCCAUGGUAUUGGCAUGGGCUUUUGGCGCUUGUAUCUCUCCGGAACAGACGGUCCUUCUGUGUGUAAUCGUCUUCUGUUUGAACCUAACAGCGUCAAUGCAGGACGUCAUUGUAGACGCCAUAGCGAUUGGGAUACUUAGAGAGUCAGAACUGGGAGCUGGCAACACCGCACAGGUCGUUGGCUAUAAAGUAGGAUCCAUUGUCGGGGGAGGGGUGUUCAUCUGGCUGAUCGUGUACAUUGGGUGGCAGGGUUUGUUCAUUUCGAUAUCAGGACUUUAUGUUGUGACAACGUUUCUUGUAAUGCAGCUGGAUGAUUUAAAACGGUGCAAUAUUGACAAAAGCAAGACUAGUAACAGUGUUUCUAUUGGCCAAGUCCACGGUCAGCAAGAGGGGGUGGGAGUAACACAGGAGGAUGACUUCAAGGGACAAUCUUUCACACACCUCAUUAGGGAUAUUGUGACCACCCCUCACACAAAGUGGAUGAUGAUCUUUGUAACAUUUUAUAAAUUAGGUGAAAUGGGUUCCAUUGGAAUGUUUCCUCUCUACCUGGUGGACCAUGGGAUACCAGUCGGUGAGGUCGGUUUCCUAACAGGGGUCAUAAGUCAAGGGUUAUCCAUUUUGGGGUCGCUGGCUGGGGGCUGGAUGCUUUCCAAUCAACAGCUAAGUUUGACGCCAUCUCAUCUUCUCCCAGUUCUAUUCAAGUUGAGGCUCCUUCCACUUCUUCUUCAGACAGCUGUGAUCUGUUUUAAUCAACCAAAUGAAGUUAUUCCUUUAUAUGGUUUAUGCCUCGUUGCCAUGUGCCUCCUUCAACUCAUAGGGGGCGCUAUAACGAUCUGCACCUUCACCUUGAUGAUGCAAUGCUCCCAGCAGGCACCACACCGUAUUCAAGCAACACACUACACAGCCUUAGCAACCAUUGAAGUGAUGGGUAAAUUAGUUUUUAUGUCGGUGGCUGGUUGGCUCGUUGACUGGUUGGGAUACGGCAAGAUGUUCUGUUUGUUUCUCUCACUAUCUGUCGGUGUACUCGCAAUGUUGAGACCGGAAAUAAAAGCUUAUUUAUCGUAAAGCAACUGCUUGGAUAUCCAUUGCCUCAGGAAUAAAAUGAUAUGUAUUUUGUUUAUUUAAUAGGUGUAAUAAUUGUGUCAGGAGUAAAGAAUACUAUCUUUGUUCUUAUCUUUAACAUUAUAAGGACUGUAUUACAUGGUGCUUUUGUGGACAAAAAUCCAAAAAACUUAUCCAUCUGAAGCAAUGGUGUUGGGAAAGACCUAUGACGAUCCUUUUUAAAGAAACAAACAGCAACUGCAGCACACAGUCUAAGUGUCCUUGUGGCCACCUGGCAUGUGACCCUCCAGUUGAGUGCAAUAAUGAAUGACCAUGCGCAGUAACCAGAAGGCAACACAAGGAUAAUUGCUUUAAAGCCAUUAAACACUUUCGGAACAGAAUUUUUUUGUUAAGUUCACAGAUUCACAAUGACUUACA